Molecule: messenger RNA, 2105 nt
Organism: Sycon ciliatum
Lineage: Eukaryota; Metazoa; Porifera; Calcarea; Leucosolenida; Sycettidae
Exons: 2
Coding region: 708-1946 (412 amino acids)
Source: RefSeq, a predicted model, not a curated record
UGUAGUGAACAUGAAGACUUGGUGGAAACACUAAAACAGUAAAGGUUGAGUAAAACUAGAAGUAACAGUACAAGGUUUUGUGAGUCUGUGAACGUAGACUAGACUCCGCCCAGCCAUGUUACCCUGUGGUUACCUUCAAACGACUAAGACCAUUCAAUUUUUUUAGAUGAUGUUUGCUAAACAGUAAACUGCUACAGCAUCCUGCAGAAGUCGAUAACGAGUCCUCAUUGUUGUUAUUGAUUUGUUUGUGCAAUGACAUUGUAGUGGCGAGCGUCAUCGUAUGCCCGGCCUGUGUUGCUAGAUAGCUCAGCAGCAGUCUGCACUGAAGUGGUGUUCGUUGCUCAGUCAUUUACUAUUGCGAAUCAUUCAGUGAAGAGACCCCUCGCUGCAAACCAUACAGUUCUAGCUGGUCCAGUUUUCUGCCGCUAGCACUAGCAGUGUUUUGAUUCUCACUUCAUGGCUUCACGUUUUGUGGAUAAACACGUCCUCCCAGGAAGCGAUACAGUUGAAGUGAUAGAAUACUUCGGCGUAUUUGUACGCAUACCGGUCAAAGUGCUUGUCCAGGUCAGCAGCAGUCACUGCAUAAGCUGAGUUAGGGAGAGACCAACUGCAAUGAAAUUACAGUUGUCGACCAACUCGCAGCCACUUGCAACAUAGCUACCGACUGAAGUAGACGCGGCUGUAUUGCCUUGUGGAACGGUGUGUAGAUGGAUGUCUCUGCACAUAUCCUUCAUUCUGGUAGCAUGCAUGAUGCUGCUCUCACCACGUCUAAUGCCAGUAGUGGCGUGAACACUGCCAAUAGACGAUGGCUAUUGUUUCCAGCCCUUUCACCCAAGUCUCAAGCAACACAUGAUACUUAUGCUGCUCAUGGUGCUACACAGCCGCAGUUGCCACAAUCCCUACCGUAUAAUCAGACGGUAACUAGUGACUACACAGCUGAUGAUAGUACGAACAAAAUUCCCAUACCCAAUGCCAGCAAUCCUUCUGCUACAAGUACGGAACGGGCGGAUAGCAAUUCAACACAUGCUUGCAUGCUGCAGACCAUUCAAAGAGAAAGUGGUACUAAAGCCAAGCAUCAUCAAUUACGGAUGCAUCACCCAUCAGGCAAAGCAGCAGUUGCCAGGACAACAUCUAAACCCCUUCCGGCCAGUUGUGCGAAACGGAAAAGGAGGAAGCGCAAAGAUGUCACCCGGAGGCAAGCUGAGAAAGAAUUGCAAGCGUAUGAAGACCCUGCUGGCAUGUGUGCCUUGGAGAAACAGCUUGGUGAUUUGGACAUGGACUCAGCGCCUUAUCGAAAGCUCACCACCGCAUCAACAUACCGUGUUCUGGCAUUGCCGUUCCCCAGGCCACACCAUCCGCUUCAAUUGUCAAUGUCUGAGAGAAACGAGCGUGAAGUGUAUCUUCGUCACAUGAAGGAGCCAGACAGCAUUAAUCCAUGUGAUGGACAUCAAGGUGUGGUCAGACGUAUUACACCAGAUUCACUAGACUCUGGUGUUAGCUCAGCAGCACACAUCAUGAGCCCAGCAUCUUUGCCUGGACGCACGAAAGGAGAACAAACAACAGCCAAGUGUUCUGUUAGUGCUGCUGAUACAGCUGCUACAAGACAACAUUCCGAAGGCUUCUCUACAUCUUCAGAAUACCAGAGUGUCUCGGCCAAUACUGUACCCUGGUCUAUGGAAAUGUAUAGCGAUUUCAGCGAGUAUGACCAGCCGCAAACAACAAACCUACUGAACUACAAAGAAGAAAGGAGGAAACGCUACCGUCUAGUGGAGAACAGCCGCAAGGAGCGUCAUGAAGAAGAGAUCAAUGCAAGAGAGGCAAAGAGGCUGCUGCAUUGUCAGCAUAACGUUCAGCGACUCAGGUAUGAUGGUGAACCCAGGAAAUCCACCCUGGCUCCUGAACAGACCACUGCUAUUUCCUGCGUGUCUGCAGUGAAACCAGUGUAAUUUAGCCUGGCUGCUGCAUAUUCUCUAAGCACUGUCAAUUCAUCAAUUGACCUUCUGCUGCUUCUGCUACUGUGUCCUGCUCCUGCUCCUUGCAUGAAGUCAGGAUUGUAAUGGAAAAAAGAUUUCUGCCUAUGAUAAGUUAGGGAAUACCGUACUAUC